Messenger RNA from Oxyura jamaicensis (ruddy duck), 447 nucleotides. RefSeq names its product DDB1- and CUL4-associated factor 8-like. The transcript has 3 exons. The annotation marks the transcript as partial. The record is from RefSeq and is a predicted model, not a curated record. Gene Ontology annotation, cellular component: cytoplasm; Cul4-RING E3 ubiquitin ligase complex. NCBI's taxonomy places the organism in Eukaryota, Metazoa, Chordata, Aves, Anseriformes, Anatidae.
GGUGUGGUCCCCCCGGGGCCGGCGGGCGCAUGGUGGGUGGGCCCCGCGGGGGGCCCCCCCCAGGUGAACUGCCUGGAGCCGCACCCCCACCUCCCCGUCCUGGCCACCAGCGGCCUCGACCACGAUGUCAAGAUCUGGGCGCCCACGGCCGAGAACCCCACGGAGCUCACAGGCCUCAAGGAGGUGAUCAAGAAGAACAAGCUGGAGCGGGACGAGGACAGCCUGCACCACACCGACAUGUUCGACAGCCACAUGCUCUGGUUCCUCAUGCACCACCUCCGACAGCGGCGUCACCACCGGCAGCGCCGACGGGAGCCCGGGGCGCCGGACGGCGACUCGGACGAGUCCCCCAGCUCCUCCGACACCUCGGACGACGAGGAGGAAGGCCCGGACCGGGUGCAGUGCAUGCCCUCAUGAGCCCCCCCCCCCAGCCCUGGGGCGGCGGGG